Chenopodium quinoa (quinoa) is the source of this 1065-nucleotide messenger RNA. RefSeq lists its product as uncharacterized. The transcript is spliced from 2 exons. The record is from RefSeq and is a predicted model, not a curated record. Bases 1 to 1065 code for a protein of 354 amino acids. Lineage: Eukaryota; Viridiplantae; Streptophyta; Magnoliopsida; Caryophyllales; Amaranthaceae.
AUGCUGGAGACCCAAAUCUCUCAAAUUGCCCAAUCAAGUUCUUCAUCCUCCCCUUCUUCAUCUUCUUCUUUACCUAGCCAAGGUGUCAACCCCAAGUCUAUGUAUGCCAUUACUACUAGAAGUGGGAAGAUCCUUGAGAGUGAUCUAAAUGUUGAGAAGAGUCCCGAUGUGAGGAUAGGACUUGAGGUUGAGGAUGAGUCAUCAAGAGAGAAUGAGAUUCUAGAGGGAAGUGCCGGAAAGAAUGAGAGGGGUGAGAAAGAGAAAGAGAAGGAAUCCGAAAAGGAGAGCACCAAAGAUCAAACAUCUUUACCCCUUAAUCACCAACCUAGAAUGCCUCACUACUCUAAAUUCCUAAAAGACCUUUUGAAUGGAAUGAGAGAAGUUGAAAUUGUUAACCUAACUGCAAAUUGUAGUGCUAUUCUCUCUAGUAAGCUACCAACCAAAUUGCAAGAUCCCGGUAGUUUUUCCAUCCCUUGUUCCAUCAAUGAGAUUCAUUUGGGGAAGGCUUUGUGUGAUCUAGGUGCUAGCGUGAGCUUAAUUCCCUUUUCGGUCUACCAAAAGCUUAAUGUGGGAAACCUUUCACCUACAAACAUCACCCUCCAACUAGCGGAUAGGUCCACAAAAUUGCCUAUAGGGAAAGUUGAAGACAUACCCUUUAGAGUUGGUAAGUUCACUUUUCCGGUGGACUUUUAUGUUCUUGAGAUGGAUGAAAAUGAAAGAAUUCCUAUAAUUUUGGGUAGGCCAUUCCUAGCUACUUCUAAAGCAAUUAUUGAUGUCAAAGAAGGUAAGAUGACCUUGAAGUUUGACGAUGAUUCUAUCGAAUUUGAUUUGAAUAAGGUAAUGAGACAACCUUCCUCUAGCAAUGAAUGCUUUAGAAUAGAUACAAUUGAAAACUUGAUGAAUGAGUUUAGAUACCCUCAUAUGCAUGCUUCUAAUGAUCUACUUGAGAAUGUUUUGUUGAAUGAGAAUGAGGUAGGUGAUCAAAAGGACAUGCAAUUAUAUGAGGAAAUGCUUGAUGAGAAAGAGGAGACAACCCCCGACCAAGAGAUGCUCCAAACAUAUUAA